Lactuca saligna is the source of this 396-nucleotide messenger RNA. Lineage: Eukaryota; Viridiplantae; Streptophyta; Magnoliopsida; Asterales; Asteraceae. The record is from the annotation of a GenBank genome assembly.
AUGAAUACAGAACAUGAAGGGAAGAACGAAGGCAUAAUCGAUUGGGGGGAAGAGGAGAUUGGAAUGAGAAUGAACCGAAGGCAGUCAAGAAGAAGGCAAACGAAGUCGGCGAAUGUUCGACCGUUCUUCUGGCUGAAGGAAGGGGGUCCGAUGGCUUCUGAUUUUUCGUCGAUUGAUUCGCAAUCGGUGAUGGCCUCCGGGAUUCGACUUAGACCGAAGAAGAGGAAGGGAAAGGAGGAGGCAACAAGGGUUAAGGAGGCCACUGGAGCAACCCCCUCGCCAUCACUGCUGUUGACAACAGCCACCACCGAACCACUCUUCUACUUUCGUUUUCCUUUUCCUUGUCCAAACAAGCCAAGCACAGGUGGUGCCCUCCAUGGGAUCGGCAACUGCUAG